This is a messenger RNA of Zea mays, 1526 nucleotides long. RefSeq lists its product as uncharacterized. The transcript is spliced from 3 exons. The record is from RefSeq and is a predicted model, not a curated record. NCBI's taxonomy places the organism in Eukaryota, Viridiplantae, Streptophyta, Magnoliopsida, Poales, Poaceae. The coding region runs from base 165 to 1019 and encodes 284 amino acids.
CUGCUCUCUCGGUCUCUCCUCCCCUCGCACCAGCGCCAAGCCGCCAAUAAACCCACUCCCUCGCCGCCGCCCGUCGCCGCCGAAGCACCAGAAGCCAGCCGCAGGACCGGACGUCCGCCGCCGCGCCGCGAACACCAGCGCCACCACCUGCGGCCGCGGCGGCGAUGGAGCAGUUCCCCGACGGGGCGCACGUGCGGCUGCGGAGCCGCGUGCACGCAGGGUACCUCCACGCCGACGAGGACGGGGUGGGGGUGUCCCUGCGCCGCUGGCGCCGCAGGUCGAUGAACGUGGCGUGGAAGGUGCACCGCAUCCUGCACGACGGCUCCACCAGCGUCCUCCUCCACAGCGCCGCCUAUGGCCGGUACCUCGCGGCGUCCCACGACCCGGCGCCGCCGGGCCACCUCGGCCUCCGCGUCGACCUGGGCGACUACGACCAGGACGUGGACCCCAUCCUGUGGAAGGCCGUCGGCUCCGGGGACGCCGGCUACGUCCUCCUGCGCCACGUCUCCAACCGCCUCCUCCGCGCCAACGGAAGGUACCGCCUCUGGCACCGUGGCGUCUCCGUCGACGACGUCGACAACCAGAGCACGAUGAUGCAUUGGAAGGUCGAGACCAUCCCCACCAGCCCCAGGCCGCCAGCACUUCCAGCGCCGACUCGGAGGAACCGAGGCAGCUUCCGCGGCCUGUUCCUCCUGCACGAGGAGCCCGUGGUGCUGCAGCGGACGGUACGGUUCGUGCGGGCGGACAACUACGGCAACUUCCCGGACAACUGGGGCACGCUCCAGUUCCAGGGCCGCUCCGUCUUUGAGCUGAGAGCGGAGAUGGCGCGUCGCUUAAACUAUGCGCUCUUCUUCUUCCGCCUCCUGAUGUGCGUCCGGGGCGGCCGCUACGGGCGCCUGACCCCGCUACUCAUCGACCUGCCUCGCAACGAGGAGACCCUGGACAUCAUCGUCCUCUUCAUCGGGACACAAGUUGCUCAGGAAUUGCGGUACCCGGUGGUAAACCCAAGAGGUGUAUGAGGGCAGGACAGACAGACUCCUCUGACAAACCCCUUCACAAUUCACCUCUUUAAGGUGCUGCUGCUCCAGAAACACCGGCAUGAGAAGAAUUGGCUCUCUUUUCAUUCGUGUUCAAGAUAGUUUCAGAAAAUCCAGCAGCUUUGCGGUUUUCGAUAGUUAGAUCUUGUGCCUUUCUUCUGACACGAAACAGCUCGUGCUGGUCUUUCAGCUUCAGAACUUGCAACUUGCUGAAUGUGAUUUUUGCGAAGUGACAUCGGGUCUCUAGUCACGAGCUUCAUCCCUAUACUCACCAUGUACUGAUAAGGAGAAUGGACGUUGCUGUUUUACUUUGUACCUUUUGUCCGUGAUAAGAUCAAAUGUAACAGUCAAUAGUCAAUGCAUGCUGAUCUUAGGUUUCAGUCAGGACCUGAAAACCAUUGUAACAACCUGUAUAUGCUAUUCUGCCGAAGCCUCCACAUGAUUUUGUUAGGACCUGAAAAUUGCAUCACUUGUGUGCUGAUUGCUGAA